AUGGCUCAAACAAAUGGUGACGUGAAGACAACUUCAGAUGUAACAGAUACUCAGGGCGAGGCUGACUCCUCAUCGGCGCUUGCCAACGGUACCAAUGGCACCAACGGCCACCUACAUGACCAUUCCCAUACCCACGAUCACGAGCAUGACCACGCUCAGGACGACCCCAAUGCUGGAGCACUGUUCCAGGUCACUGUCAAGCUGCCGCACAAGCCCUACAAGCAAACAAUAACGGUCACGAGUCAAGAGCAGGUCCAGGAUGUGCGCCAGUCUAUCGUGGAAACUCCGGAUACCUUUCAGUACACCUGUUUCCACCUCGAGCACAAUGGACAGAAGAUCAACGACUUUGUUGAACUUUCCGAAGUCAAAGACCUCAAGCCAGACGAUGAGAUUGUGCUUGUCGAGGAUCCUUACACCGAGAAAGAGGCAAGGCUGCACGUAAUUCGCAUCCGAGAGCUCAUUGGCGCGACUGGAGACCGGUCCGACCAGCUGCAUGGCAUCUGCGCUGGGGUGUCCCUCCACGACGAUAAGUUCGGCUCUGCCCACGCUCCUGCCGACAAGACGGAAGGCAAUCCCUUGGUCGGCUACGAAGUCGACGGUCGUGUGGCUCUCGAAGCAUUACUCCCAUCUCAUCAGGACAGCUUGCCCAAGACCAUCAAGUCACUGUCGGUGUCCCAGUGGAAUCCUCCACCAUAUCAUCUCCGUCAACGAGGUCAUCUGCUCUACUUGCUCCUGACGACGAAUGAGGGCGAGCAACACCACAUUACCGCCACCGUCUCGGGCUUCUACGUCAACAAAUCCUCGAGCAACAAGUUCGACCCUUUCCCUAGACCUGCUCCGAAAAAUCACAGUGCUCACUCCCUGCUGAAUUUGAUCUCAGCAUUAUCGCCAUCAUUCAAUGAGACUUUUGUUGAGCUCCAGAGAAUGAACGGCCGCAAAGACCUUCUCACAACAUUCCCAUUCCAGAAUGCCAUACCUGCAAAUCCAUGGAUCGUUUCGUCUUCCUAUGCACAAGGAAAUCAGCACCAGGCAGAUCCCACAAGAGCUCAGGAGGCAUACUUGCUCGGGGGCGCUGAUGGGGCCGAGAAUCUUCGAGAUUGGAAUGAAGAGUUUCAGACAACCCGUGAGCUGCCGAGGGAAAACCUGCAGGACCGAGUAUUCCGCGAGCGUUUGACCUCCAAGCUGUUUGCCGACUACAACGACGCUGCCGCCAGAGGUGCUGUGCUUGUCGCUCGAGGCGAAGUUGCGCCACUGAAUCCUACCGAAGGUAGGGAUGCCCAAAUCUUCAUCUACAACAACAUCUUUUAUUCAUUCGGUGCCGACGGCGUACAAACAUUUGCGAGCGAAGGCGGAGACGAGGCUGCAAGGGUUGCGGUGGGAAAGGACGUUGCCGGUGUCAAAGCUGUAAAUCAACUGGACAUCAACGGCCUUUUCACUCCAGGCACGGUAGUAGUAGAUUAUCUUGGCAAACGUAUUGUCGGUCAGAGCAUCGUUCCUGGCAUCUUCAAGCAACGAGAACCCGGUGAGCACCAAAUCGACUAUGGUGGCGUCGAAGGCCGAGACGUUGUGACCGAGAACGAGGCCUUUGUUCCCGUGUUCGAAAAGAUGUCUAAGGCGUUACGCGUCAAGAAGCAUGCCGUGUGGGACAAGGAAGGUAAGCGACACGAUCUUGAGGGCAGCGUUGAGACAAAGGGCUUGUUGGGCACCGAUGGCCGAAAAUAUGUCCUUGAUCUAUACCGCAUCACACCGCUUGAUGUGGCCUGGUCGGAAGAAGUUGAGGCCGACUCAGGAAACGACAAAUACCCACAUCGGAUGUCCGUGUUACGUCUAGAGCUUGUGGAGACCUAUUGGCGCAUGAAAAUGCAGGAGUAUGUCAGAGCGGAAAUCCAGAAGCGCCGCUCGAACGGGAACAACGGCCACAUAGAAGACGCAAAGAACGGUGAAGAGGACAAAUCCAACGCUCACGUACCUGAAAAGGACAAAAAAGUGGGAGAAAAUGGCGAUGCUCCUGGGAAGGAAAGCAUCGAGGAGAAAUCCGAUGAGAAACCAGACCCAUCUGCCAAGGCUGCUCCUGCACUCGAUCAGGAACGCGUGGACAUCUCUAACUUCCAUUUCGCCCUGAACCCGGAUGCAUUCAGUGGGCAGACGCCACAAACCGAUGAAGAGAAGCAAGAGUACGACGCAGACGAGAAGGAAGUCCGAGCAGUAUGCGAGUUUCUGAGGAGCAAGGUGAUCCCGGACUUGGUCAAAGAACUCCAUGAUGGCGACGUUGGUUUCCCAAUGGACGGCAAGUCUUUGUGUCAGCUCAUGCACAAGCGUGGUAUCAACAUCAGGUACCUAGGAAGGCUGGCAAAAGCCGCGGAAGAGAAAGGGCACCGCUUGGAAGCCUUCUCUGUCGUUGUGCUGCAAGAAAUGGUGGCUCGAGCUUUCAAGCAUAUUGCUAAUCGCUAUUUGCGUCAUCUCCCGGCCAUAUUCGCAGGUGCUUGCGUCUCUCACCUGCUGAACUGCCUGGUGGGAGCUGAUGCGAACUCAAACCCCCGAGCCGAGAUUGAUGAGGACCUACGUGCUCUGUAUCCAGACGGAGACUUUUCAUUCGAGCAGAUCAAUCCGUCGAAGUUGCAGGCGGAAAUCGAGAAGCAGGUCAAGAUUCGCUACCGGUACGCUUUGGAAAACGGCUGGAGGGCGUCGAUCCGUCCGUUGCCAAUGCUCAGAGAGAUCUCGUUGAGACUGGGGCUCCAACUCGUAGCACGAGAGUACACUUUUAGCAAAGGUGUACAAUUGUGCUUAGAUUCCUCCCCCGCUCGGAGCAGCAGUGACACUCACUCAAGCAACGGGGCUCAGGCGGAAGAGGGCAGCAAGAAGAAAAAGAAGAAGGCGGGUGAGCAGGCACAGACGAAUGGCCUUUCUGCCAAGUCUAGCACGACCUUCACCGCAGAGGACGUCCUCAAUAUCGCCCCCAUAGUCAAGGAUGCAUCGCCGAGAAGUGCCCUGGCUGAGGAAGCCCUGGAGGCCGGUAAGCUCUCCUUAGCACGAGGCGAGAAGCAACUUGGGCAGGAGCUCGUCUUGGAAUCAUUGUCUUUGCACGAACAAAUCUACGGCAUUCUUCACCCCGAGGUCGCAAAGAUGUACAACUCUCUGUCCACCAUCUACUACCAAACUGACGAGAAGGAGGCAGCCGUAGAGCUAGCUCGAAAGGCAGUGAUUGUAACCGAGCGGACACUGGGAGUCGAUUCUCACGACACAAUAUUGGCUUAUCUCAACCUCUCAUUAUUUGAGCACCACACGGGCAAUACGAAGCAGGCCCUGAAGUACGUCAGACACGCGCUGGAACUCUGGAAAAUCAUCUUCGGACCGAACCACCCCGACUCGAUAACGACGAUGAACAACGCAGCUGUCAUGCUCCAGUCGAUCAAGGAGUAUUCUGAAUCUCGUAAAUGGUUUGAAGCCUGCUUCACAGUCUGCGAGAAUCUGUUCGGUCGCCAAUCGGUCAAUGCGGCCACCAUUCUAUUCCAGCUGUCGCAAGCUCUGGCCCUGGAUGGAGACCCGCACGGUGCCGUCAACAAGAUGCGGCAGGCGUACAGUAUCUUCCUGGCGGAACUUGGGCCCAACGAUCGUAACACGAAGGAAGCCGAGAGUUGGCUAGAGCAACUGACACAGAAUGCUGUCUCCAUUGCCAAGCAAGCCAAAAUGUUGCAGAGCCGCCGCAUCACCGGCAUUCGACACUUGCCGCGAAUGGGUCUAGGUACACGACUUCAGCCUCAGAAUGCAAGCACAGCAGCACCAGAUGCUAAUUCGCGGUCUGCCGCUACGCAACCAAGUCUGCGAACCGGGACGGGCGACCCCACUGUCGACACCCGAAGCAUCGCCGAGCUGUUGCGAUACAUCGAGGGCACUGAUACCAAGAGCAGUAGUGGACGUACCAAGCAGAAGAAGAAAUCUCUCAAUCCUAAAGCCCGGAGGAGCACAGUAACAGCUUGA
Messenger RNA from Cladophialophora yegresii CBS 114405, 3978 nucleotides. RefSeq names its product protein TIF31. Gene Ontology annotation, molecular function: mRNA binding; protein binding. Gene Ontology annotation, biological process: intracellular distribution of mitochondria. Bases 1 to 3978 code for a protein of 1325 amino acids. NCBI's taxonomy places the organism in Eukaryota, Fungi, Ascomycota, Eurotiomycetes, Chaetothyriales, Herpotrichiellaceae. The transcript is spliced from 2 exons. The record is from RefSeq and is a predicted model, not a curated record. Gene Ontology annotation, cellular component: cytoplasm.